CCACCACUUCCACCAGCUCGUCGUCCGGGUGCCCCCCGUCCCAUCCGUGCAGAAGCCAAUCUGCACCCCGGAAAUUUCCCGAGCCGAAAUCGCAACAGGAAGGGGAGGGAGCACGCGAGCGCAAAACCCUAGCCCCGCUGCUCCGCCGGAUUCACCUCCUCCUUCCUCCUCCCUCGCGCGCCGCUCCUCUCCGCGGCGUCCGCGGCUCUCCCUCCCCGCUCCGAGGAGCGCAAGGCCUCCCGCCGCGCCGGCCGCCGUCCGCCACCGCCGGGUCGCCGCCAGCCAUGUCUUCUCAGGUCGAUAGCCGCAGCCAAUCCGCUGGGAAGCGCGCGCGCACCGACGGCAGCCGGCGUGAGGACGACUGGGUUUGCCCCAGCUGCAAGAAUGUCAACUUCGCCUUCCGCACCACUUGCAACAUGCGCAACUGCAACCAGUCCAGGCCAGCAGAUCACACGGCCAUGCAAAAGCCUAUGCAGACUCCGCCCCACUACACCACAUCAGGGGGUUACAUGAGCCCAGGGACGCCUCCAUCGAUGUACCUUGGUGGGAGUGCUCCCCCGUAUGGCACCUCCAUGUUUAAUGGACCUGUAAUGCCGCCGCGCUAUGGCAUUCCUCAGUUCCCUGGGAGUUCGGCGUAUCCAUAUGGAUAUGGUGGUCGCAUACCGAUGGGGAGCCCCUAUGGGCCGAUGCAAAUGGCCGGGCCACCUCCAUAUUCUGGUGGAUCUAUGAUGGGAGCAGGUGGAAUCUAUGGAAUGCCCAUGGACAGAUAUGGCUUAAUUCCUCAUAGUCCUGGUGCAAUGGGCACAAGGGCUGGCUCAUAUUCUGAUGAAGGUUCCCAGAAGAAGCCUGCAGGAGCUGGGCGUGAUAAUGAUUGGGAGUGUCCAAAUUGCCACAACAUCAACUUCGCCUUUCGCACAGUCUGUAAUAUGAGAAAGUGCAACACACCAAGACCUGAAAACCAGGGAUCUAAGCCUGAUGGUUCAAGAGGCUCAAAACCAAAGAUGCCAGAGGGCAGUUGGAAGUGCGAGCAGUGCAAUAACAUAAACUAUCCGUUCAGAACAAAAUGCAAUCGUCCUCAAUGUGGAGCAGAGAAGCCACUGCAGACAAACAAUACAAAUGAUUCAGCAACAGAUCAGGACAAUCAGUGAGUCCUAGAACAGUAAUGGGGGUCAAGAAGGUUCAGCGUCAUCGUCAAGGUUCAGUCUGAAUGUGGGGUCCAUCUGUGUCAGUAGUCGCUGCUGUUGUUACAAGUUUCUUCCCCUUGAUACCUUAGCUGAGUCGGGGUCCUAAUGGUAAACACGUUGGAGUUGGCAAUGGAGUCUCGCCUUUUCUAAUCACUACAGAUUUUGGUCACGAACAUCCAUUUGUCAUGUGAAUUGGUCAUCUUGCCUUUCCUGGCUGAACGUGGUUACUUGUCUUUGUUACUGGUACUCUGGGUAAAUUGCCAUCUUCAUAUGAAAUUUCUCUUGUUGUCUGUCAUAGAUUGUCACUCCUCUGCUAUGAAUUAUCACUACUGUUCACCAUUUUUUUUGGUUUUGUUAAUGCUGUGUUUGUGGUCGUUUUUCUUUUCAAUUCAUGGUUUGGUAUUUUACAGGUGUUUUUUCUGAAUGGUUGGCGAUGGCAACCUUUUUUACCUUCCAAAAUAAUGUUAUUAGCGAUGUUAGCAACUUAGCAUGAUGAUCUACUAAGAUACUUAGGGGAGCACUUGGUAGUUAAUUCUGCUUGUAGUAACUGUUAGGUCUGAAACAAGUCAAUGGUCGACAUUUCAGUUGCAUGACUGCAUAUGUUACUGUUAUCAUCUUCCAUGUCCUCCGGGGAUUACCGCGUUCAAGUUUCACCAUUCUCAUGUGCUUGGUUAGAAGAAGUGCUGCUUGGUGAAAGUGAUGUGCAUCAUCACAUUGUGCGGUGGUAGACCAUCACCUUGCAUGCUUGUCUCGAUUGUGACUUUUUCACUGACACAGUGCCAUUGGAAUUAGUUUUUUUCAUGUAACAUUACGAAGCUUUUAUCAAAGCUGCGACUUCUGCAUGAAUCUCAAGACAACAGUGAGCAGACACAGAUGGAUCUUCCUGGUGAUGUGGCUGGAGCACCGAUGAGUUCUCACGUGUUGCGGAUGGCAGCACUCAGUGAGUUGCAGAACAGUCUUACAAACUGAUUUGCUACCGUUUCAUAUUGUGAAACAAAGGUGAGAAAUUUGCACCACGUGGAUAUGCUUCUAUAGUGAGCGUGGCAGCGCUAUAGGAAGUUCGAUAUGGUAAGCAUUAUGAUGGUCAGGGGCCAGUAUCUUGAUGUAAUCAUUUCAGUUUCUGUUUGGAGUGUCUUGUUUCCUUUUUAUCCUAUUAUUUAUUUAUUUAUUCUUUCUGCUGAA
Molecule: messenger RNA, 2366 nt
Organism: Panicum virgatum (switchgrass)
Lineage: Eukaryota; Viridiplantae; Streptophyta; Magnoliopsida; Poales; Poaceae
Product: ranBP2-type zinc finger protein At1g67325-like
Exons: 10
Coding region: 285-1148 (287 amino acids)
Source: RefSeq, a predicted model, not a curated record